This is a messenger RNA of Dromaius novaehollandiae (emu), 5790 nucleotides long. RefSeq names its product shroom family member 4 (gene SHROOM4). Gene Ontology annotation, cellular component: cortical actin cytoskeleton; apical junction complex; apical plasma membrane. Bases 108 to 4352 code for a protein of 1414 amino acids. The transcript has 11 exons. Lineage: Eukaryota; Metazoa; Chordata; Aves; Casuariiformes; Dromaiidae. The record is from RefSeq and is a predicted model, not a curated record. Gene Ontology annotation, molecular function: actin filament binding. Gene Ontology annotation, biological process: actin filament organization.
CCGCCCCGCUCGGCCGCGCCCCGCCCCGCCGCGGCGCCCGGCCGGGGGGUGUCAUUUCCUCCGCGGGGCCGAGCGGCCGGGCCGGCGGCGAUGGGGCGCUAGCGGCCAUGGAGCGGGCCGCGGGCCGGCCCGGCGCCGGGCGGGACGUGCUCGUGGAGCUGCAGGGCGGCGCGCCCUGGGGCUUCACGCUGCGCGGCGGGCUGGAGCACGGCGAGCCCCUCAUCGUCUCCAAGGUGGAGGAUGGCGGCAAGGCGGCCCUGUCCGGCAAGCUGCAGCCGGGCGACGAGCUGGUGAACAUCAGCGGCACCCCGCUGUACGGCUCGCGCCAGGAGGCCCUCAUCCUCAUCAAGGGCUCCUACCGCACCCUGAAGAUGAUCGUCCGCAGGAGGAACGUGCCCGUUCUCCGGCCCCAUUCCUGGCACGUGGCCAAGCUCUCCGAGCCGCGUCCCGACGCCCCUGCCAUGCACUGCCCCGCCGACACCUUCAGCCUCUCCUGGCCCUCGGGAUGUGAUGUCAGCAGCGAGCUGUCGCUGCAGUGGAACCCGCUGUCGCGGCACUGCAGCACGGACAAGAGCAGCUCCAUCGGGAGCAUGGAGAGCCUGGACCAACCCAGCCAGGCCUACUACGAAGGGAACCCCUCGCCCGUUGACCAGGGCCUCUACCACAACAAGCGGGACUCGGCCUACAGCUCCUUCUCCGCCAGCUCCAACACCUCCGACUGUGCCCUCUCCCUCCGUCCCGAGGAGACGUCCUCCACCGACUCCAUCCUCCAGGGCCUGGCCCCCUGCAAGCACCCAGACGGGCGCUACCUCCAGACGGGCGCCGAGUCGCCGGGCCGCGCCGGCCGGCAGCCUGAGCCGUGCCCGCGUGACGGCAGCCCGGCGGGAGCCUGGCGGGGACCCGCGCCGCCCCAGCCGCCCGUGAGGAGAGACAGCCUGCGGGCAUCCCCGGGUGGCGGCGCGGAGCGGCGCCGGGCCUCCGUGCCGGCUGACUCCCUGCAGAGCAAGUGCAGGUGGAUCUCCGACACCUUCCUGUGCCAGCGCGACAAGGACCUGCAGGGCUCCUGCGGGCAGAUGCCGGGGCCGUAUCCCGGGCCCGCGAAGGACCGUCUCUCCUCCGAGCAGUAUUACAUGCUGAGUUCCCACCCGGAGCGGGGCCUGGCCAGCACCGAGCAGCUCCCGGGGGACAGCGUGGAGCACGUGUGUGGGGACCGGCCAUACGAGGACGGCGGCGGGCACCCUGUGGAGAUGGCGGCUGACGGCCCAUCGCUGGCUCCCCUGAGCUGCCCCGCGCCGCACCGGCACAGCGCCCCAGAGCAGCUGCUGGCCUCGCAGCUGCGCUGCCUGCACGUGGGCAGCAGCGGGCGAGCGUCGCCAGCCUCACCGGCCCGCGACACCCAACGCUGGACCCUGUCGCCGCUGCACGCGGAGCACCGGCUGGAGGGCGGCCCCGCGCCGGGCACCAGCAACACCGAGGCCCCCGAGGGCUGUGCUGCAGACCCCCCGCACUGCCAGGAGCUGUACCGUCGCCUGCCGCCCUACCGCUGCUGCCCAGAGCCGCUGAGGGCCUGCGGGCAUGGCAGCGAGCCAGCCGCCGGUGGCCUGACGCCGGCUCGCAGCAUGGAGACGCUGGCGGAGGAGGAGGGCAAGGAGGGCCGGGCGGGGGGCCGGCGAGCGGGUGCCCCCCCGCACCGCUCGGCUCAGAUGCGCCGCCGCAGCGACCGCUUUGCCACCAACCUGCGCAACGAGAUCCAGCGCCGGAAAGCCCAGCUGCAGAAGGGCCGGGGCUCGGCGGUGCUGCCGCGCGGUGAGGAGCCCGUGGAGGAAGCGGACGAGGCCGCCGAGCCUGGCGCCCCCGGCUGUGCCCAGCGCCCCAGCCCCGCGCCCGGCGAGGACGGCAGGCUUCCCGUGGGCGAGCGAGCCGCCGCCGCCACCCCCGAGCCGCCGCCUGUGCCCAAGGGGUCGCCCGAGAGGCGGCGGGCGGCGCCGGCGGGCGGGGGGCGCUGGCGCUGGUCUCCCGAGCGCAAGCUGCGGCCGCAGCGCUCUCCGAGCCCCCAGGAGCCUGAGGGCUACAGCGAGGGGCGGGAGGCUCCGGGCUCGCCGCCGCGGGCCACCGAUGAGGCCGUGCUGCUGCCCUUCGCCGACCGCCGCCGGUUCUUUGAAGAGAGCAGCCGGCCCCUGCCUGCCCGGCACGUCCAGCCCGGCGCCUACCGGCCCAAGGCGGGCGAGCCCGAGGCCUUCCGGCCCCUGGGCCCCGAGCGCCAUGACCCCCGGCGCCUCUCCCUCGACCGGUCCUACGGGCCGCCCUCGCCCGCCCGCCCUGGCUCUGCCGGCCCCUACGCCGAGUGCUACCGCGAGCAGCCCGCCUACUACAAGCCGCUGGUGCGGCACGGGGCGUUCGAGUACCUGCGGGCCUUCCCCUAUGGCUGCGGGGGCCCGGGCCCCGUGCUGCGCGAGCCCUGCCGCUGCUGCCCCGGCGAGCUGUGCCCCGCACUGCUGCCCCGCGGCUACCGCUGCCCACCACCCGCCUGGGCGCGCUGCUCCGACUGCUGCUGCCCGGCGGCCCGCGGCGACGCCUGGCCGCCCCGGCAAGCCUUCGCGCCGGAAUUUCCUCUGGACGAGUGGGAGCCCCCGGCCAUAAACAGGAAAACCAGCCAGGCCGCGAGCGAGCUCUCCCGCUAUGCGCCGAGCUUCCUGCCGUUCGGCCCCUGCUUAGAGACCGCCGAGCAGGAGUGGCCGCCGUGCUACAGGGCUGCCUCCACGCACGACCUCUCGUGGGACGGCGACCGGCCUGCCCGCUCCCCCGAGAGCCCCCCGGAGCCCCCGCAGCGCCCGCUGCGGGGCAGAGCCUUCUCCGAGAGCCACCUCAACCUGCAGCCCCCUAGCCCCCGGGGCAGGGAUGGCCGGGAGCUUCCCCGCGCCAAGCCAGAGCCCGCCGGCCCGCCCAAGAAGAAGGGCCCGCCGCCGCCCCGGCCUCCGCCCCCCAACUGGGAGAAGUACAGGCCACGCCGGGCAUCCCACCACCAGGUUUUCCAGACGGAUAGCCCCGGGCGCGGGGCGGCGGCGGCGCUGGAGCAGCCGCGGGCACCAUCGCGCAGCAUCGCCGAGGCGGUGUGGGAGCGCUCCCGGAGCCUCCCUGCCGAGCAGGCGGGCCGGCCCCGUGGGCAGGCCGCCGACGCCUGGCCCCCGCCUGAGCACCCCGGCGCCCGCCCCUGCGGCCCCAGCGCGCUCCGGAGGACGCCGGAGCCCGAGUUUUGCAGGUCCGAUGAGGCUGGCGGAGAGCGGGCGAAGGCGAGAGUCCCCUGGGAGAAGGAGGAGCAGCCCCAAGGGAUCGGCCAGAGCCAGGAGCGGGGCUGGGCCAGCCCCCAUGGUGCGGCCCCCGAGGUGCCGGAGGCGAGCCCAGAGGCGCCGGAGGGAGCGGGCCGGCCCCAGCCCCGCCGCACGGACUCGGAGGAGCUGAUGUGGGACGUGGCGGGCAGGGACCGCUCCCUCGCCGGCGUCCUCGUGCCGCCGGCCGGCCUGGUCACCGCCGCCGAGCUCAUGGGCGAGCUGUUCGCUGGCGGCGAGCGGCAGGCCUGGAAGGAGCGCUUCCAGCAGGACUGGCGCCUGGAGGCCGCCACGCAGGAGAGGCCGGAGCUGGAGCCCUCCUCGCCGCCCCCCGGCGGGGCCACCAGCCCCCCCUCCUACUCCGCCUAUUACAACACAUCGGCGGGCAAAGCCGAGCUGCUCAACAAGAUGAAGGAGCUGCCGGAGGUGGCGGAGGGCAGCUCGGAGGACGACGAGGUGGAUCAUGAGCUGGUGGAGAAGAAGAUGCAGCUGAUGGAGAGCCUGAGCCGGAAGCUGUCGGUGCUGCAGGAGGCGCAGCGGGGGCUGCAGGAGGACAUCAGUGCCAACGGGGCGCUGGGGGAGGACGUGGCGGCCCGCCUGCAGGCCCUCUGCACGCCCGGCGAGUUCGACAAGUACCGCCUCUUUGUGGGCGACCUGGACAAGGUGGUGAACCUGCUGCUGUCCCUCUCGGGGCGCCUGGCCCGCGUGGAGAACGCCCUCAACAGCCUGGGGCCGCGCGCCUCCGCCGAGGACAAGCUGGCCCUGCGGGAGAAGAAGCGGCAGCUGGCGGCGCAGCUGGAGGACGCCAAGGAGCUGAAGGAGCACGUGGGGCGGCGGGAGAAAGCAGUUGGCGCCAUGGUGGCACGGUACCUGCGCGACGAGCACCUCCAGGACUACCAGCACUUCGUCAAGAUGAAGUCGGCCCUCAUCACCGAGCAGAGGGAGCUGGAGGAGAAGAUCAAACUGGGCCAGGAGCAGCUCCGCUGCCUCCGGGAGAGUCUGGGCCAGGCCCCCGUGGGCUGUUAGCCCCGUGCCCAGGCCGCCCAGCCUCCCUGUGCCCCGGGCAGCGCUCCCGGCUCACCAGCACCUCGUAGCGGCGAGGAGCCCCCGCGGGCACCUCUCUGCCCCCCAAACGGGGGUUGUGCCUGGCUGGCAGCCGGGCCAGCCCCAGUAGAGCCAGAGGGUUCCCGGGGCCGCGGCACGGGGAGCUGCCCUACCAAAGUGGAUCCAGCCCCUUGCUGGCUCUCUCUGUGUCUGUCUGUCUGUCCAUCCCCUGCAGAUUAUUUAUUUUUCUACUUUGCCAAGCAGGGGAGGGGGCACCGGGACUUAAGCCCAGCUGUGGGCACCGGCAGGGGAGGGGACUUGGUGCCCCGGAGCAGUCCCGCGCAAGGAGCAUCUGUCGGCCCAGAUGCUGAAGGGACAGAUCCUGCACCCUGGUUUGCCUCUGCCCCCCUCCCUGGCUGCAUCCCCCCCUCCUUUUCCACCUGGUGCCACACUAUGUGCCUUAAAACCCAGUGAUGCUGCGGGGUGUCACCACGCAGUGCCUGCAAGGGUUAAACCGUCCUCUCCCUCUGUCCGGUCAGUCUGUCCAGCUCUGGCUCUGUCCAUCUGCCCGGCCGGAGCGGGAGGAAUGUGCUGGGGACCUGCCCCAGCCCCUCGGCCCCCAGCGUCCUCUUCCUCUCCAUUGUGUCAGGAACAAUGGCUCUGGCCAGUGGGCGCUUAACCCGCUCGCCGCCGGCCCGCGGCGGGCACAGUGCCCAGGGCUCGCUGGGGGGGGUUGGCCCAACUGAGGUAUCUGGGGCAUGGCAGCCCCCGUCCCCUCCAGAGAGGACGCAGCGAUGGGUGCCCCUGGGGGGACGCUGUGCCCUGCCACGGCGUGGGGCUGUGGGCAGCGCUGCCACGGGCGGUGUUGGCACGGGGUCCUCCCGGCCCGACAGCAACACCCCCCUGCGAAGACCAAAGAGGGCUCAUGCCCCCCCUUCUCUCCCCAUGCCCCUUCCUGCCCUGGCAUCCAAAAAUAGCACUUAAACCUCACCCUGGGCCUCACUUGUGACCCAGAACCGGCACCUGCGGGGGGAGAGGGUGCUGAGCCCCCCAGCUCCCCUCCGGCCCGUCGGACGCUGCCCCCGAUGCCUGCCCAGCUCUGGCUGUUGUGUGCUGCCUGGCAGGAGCUGCUCCCACCCCUGUGUCCCUCAUCUCCGCUGCCACCCGUGCCCGCACAGCACCGGUGCUAGGACCAAAGAGUGCCCACACAUGGGUGGACCCCCCCCCGACGAGCACCCAGCAGGGUCCAGGUGCGCAGGAGGGCUGCGCGGCGCUGCCGCCGGGCACCGAGCAGCAGGGGUGCUCGCCGGAAGGGAGCGUGCCGGUGCCAGCGCCGGGGCCGGUGCUGCUUGCCAGCUCGUGCCGCGUGCCGCCGCGCUUCUCGCACACUAAAAAAGGAGCAGUGGUUGCUGCGCAGCCA